Molecule: messenger RNA, 4928 nt
Organism: Setaria italica (foxtail millet)
Lineage: Eukaryota; Viridiplantae; Streptophyta; Magnoliopsida; Poales; Poaceae
Exons: 22
Coding region: 182-4483 (1433 amino acids)
Source: RefSeq, a predicted model, not a curated record
AGAGCAAAAUGGAAAGGGGGAAAAAGGGCUAAACCCAAAUCGACGCACCAAACCCAACCCGGGACACCCGCCGCCGCCGCCGCCGCCGCCAUCGCCGGCGGCCACCGCACGCGCGGCGUCCGGAAUCUAGUGCUGGUGCCUCCAACCCCCCUACGGCCUGGACUCUGAUGCGUCCCACCCCAUGGCCUGCCAUCUCCGCCCCCUCCUCAAUCUCCGCCUCUUGCUGCUCCUCGGCGCGGUCCUCGGGAACGCCGGCCCCGGCCGGGGCGGCGGGGCGGAGGCGUCAGAUCGGGCGGAGCCCGACCCGUACUCGAUCCUGAUGUGGCACGACUACUCGCCGCCGUCGCCCCCGCCUCCGCCCCCGGCCCCGGUGGCGCCGGUGGCGACCUGCGCGAAAGACCUCCAUGGGAAGGGGGACUUCCGCACGCGAUGCGAGGUCUCCGAGGAGGUCAAGCUGGGCGGCGACGUCUACAUCACGGGGAACGGCAGCCUCGUGCUCCUCUCCGGCGCCUCCCUGACCUGCGAGAAGGCCGGGUGCGUCAUAUCUGCCAAUCUCUCCGGCGAGGUGCGACUCAGCCGCGGCGUGCGCGUCAGAGCUGGGAGGGUCUCGUUGGUCGCCACCAACAUCACGGUCGCCGACACUGUCGUUGUGAACACCACCGCGCUCGCCGGUGAUCCGCCCGACCGGACCAGUGGCGUCCCCACGGGGACGCACGGUGACGGUGGCGGGCACGGCGGCCGUGGCGCCAGCUGCUUCGUCAAGGAUGGGCAGACGCAGGAGGAUUCAUGGGGCGGCGAUGCCUAUGCUUGGUCAGACCUUGAACACCCGUGUAGCUUUGGCAGCAAAGGGGGCUCGACCAGUGUUGAGAAGGAUUAUGGCGGUGCUGGUGGUGGCAUCGUGUGGUUGUUUGCUGAGAACCUGAUCAUGAAUGGCACAGUGCUCGCCGACGGCGGUGAUAGCAGUGAGAAGGGCGGAGGAGGUUCUGGGGGCAGCAUCUAUAUUAAGGCUGCGACGAUGCAUGGUGGUGGCAAGAUCAGUGCUUCUGGGGGUAAUGGUUUGGCUGGGGGAGGUGGAGGGCGAGUUUCGAUUAACGUUUUUAGUAGACAUGAUGACACCCAGAUUUUUGUUCAUGGGGGAAGGAGUUCAGGCUGUCCGGAUAAUGCAGGAGCUGCCGGAACUCUUUAUGAAGCAGUACCAAAGAGUCUUAUUGUUAGCAACAAUAAUUUGAGUACACAGACAGACACUCUUCUUUUAGAGUUCCCAAAUCAACCACUGUGGACUAAUGUUUUUGUGAGAAAUCAUGCGAAAGUUGCUGUUCCCUUGCUCUGGAGUCGUGUUCAGGUGCAAGGGCAACUUAGCCUUCUUUCAGGUGGUAUUCUAACUUUUGGUCUCACUCGUUAUCCAUACUCGGAGUUCGAACUGAUGGCUGAGGAGCUCCUUAUGAGUGACUCAACAAUCAAGGUGUUCGGUGCUUUGAGAAUGUCUGUGAAGAUGCUCCUUAUGUGGAACUCCAGAAUGUUAAUUGAUGGCGGUGGAGAUUCAAUAGUUGCAACUUCUUUGUUGGAUGCGAGCAAUUUGAUAGUCUUGAAGGAAUCAUCUGUGAUACAUUCUAAUGCUAAUCUUGGAGUUCGCGGCCAAGGUCUACUGAAUUUGUCUGGGGAUGGAGACACAAUUGAGGCGCAACGCCUUAUUUUGUCACUGUUCUACAGCAUACAAGUUGGACCUGGUUCAAUUUUACGGGGCCCACUUGUAAACAGAAGUAGUGGUGAUGUGGCUCCAAAACUGAAUUGUGAAGAUGAUAGUUGUCCUGUGGAAAUUAUACAUCCACCUGAAGAUUGCAAUCUAAAUUCUUCAUUGUCAUUUACCCUUCAGGUGUGCCGUGUUGAAGAUAUUGAUGUCUGGGGUCUCGUACAAGGAACUGUAGUUCAUUUCAAUAGGGCAAGAAGGGUCACUGUGCAUACAUCUGGGACGAUCAGCGCAUCAGGCUUGGGCUGCCGAACUGGAGUAGGACAAGGAAAAAUGUUAAGCAGUGGUGUAAGUGGUGGUGGUGGACAUGGUGGUAAAGGCGGGGAUGGUUUUUAUAAUGGAAGCCAUGCUGAGGGUGGACCUACCUAUGGUAAUGCUGAUCUACCUUGUGAACUUGGCAGCGGCAGUGGGAAUGACACUACAGAGUUUUCUACAGCUGGUGGGGGUAUAAUAGUGAUGGGCUCAUGCGAAUAUUCGUUGCCAAGUCUCGCCCUCUAUGGUUCAGUAGAAUCAAAUGGUGGCAGCUACGUUAAUAUGGUUACUAAUGGCUCUACUGGAGGACCCGGUGGUGGUUCUGGGGGCACAAUUCUUCUAUUUGUGCACACUUUGUCCCUAGCAGAAAGCUCAGUCCUUUCAAGUGUUGGUGGCUUUGGAAGUGCUGGCAGCGGUGGAGGUGGAGGGGGAAGGAUUCACUUCCAUUGGUCUAAUAUUCCUACUGGAGAUGAAUAUGUACCUGUUGCAGCUGUUAAGGGAUCAAUACUUACAAGUGGAGGAGUCAGUAAAGGACAAGGAUUUUCUGGUGGGAAUGGAACGGUCACAGGAAAAGCUUGCCCAAAAGGCCUUUAUGGUACAUUCUGCAAGGAAUGCCCUCUGGGAACAUACAAAAAUGUUACUGGAUCUUCUAAAUCUCUGUGCCUUCCAUGCCCUCCGGCAGAACUCCCUCACCGUGCUAUAUACGUAAAUGUCCGAGGAGGUGUUGCUGAAACUCCAUGUCCCUACAGAUGUGUGUCUGACAGAUAUCGCAUGCCUCACUGUUAUACAGCUCUGGAGGAGUUAAUAUACACUUUUGGAGGACCUUGGUUAUUUGGCCUACUUCUUUCAGGCCUUCUUAUCCUUUUAGCUCUUGUUUUAAGUGUUGCUCGUAUGAAAUUUGUCGGCACUGAUGAGUUGCCUGGGCCAGCGCCAACUCAACAAGGGUCCCAAAUUGAUCAUUCCUUUCCCUUCCUAGAAUCUUUAAAUGAGGUCUUGGAAACUAAUAGGGCUGAGGAGUCACAUGGUCAUGUACACAGGAUGUAUUUCAUGGGUCCCAACACCUUCAGUGAACCGUGGCAUCUCCCACACAGUCCACCGGAACAAAUAACAGAGAUUGUAUAUGAAGAUGCGUUUAAUCGAUUUGUCGAUGAUAUAAACACCCUUGCAGCUUAUCAGUGGUGGGAAGGAUCUAUUUACAGUAUCCUCUGUAUCCUUGCAUACCCUCUGGCCUGGUCAUGGCAACAGUGGCGUAGGAGAAAGAAAUUACAGAGACUUCGCGAAUUUGUUCGCUCUGAAUAUGAUCAUUCAUGCUUACGGUCUUGCCGUUCACGUGCACUCUAUGAGGGCCUCAAGGUGACCGCGACUCCAGAUCUAAUGCUAGGGUAUCUAGAUUUCUUCCUUGGGGGAGAUGAAAAAAGGCCCGACCUUCCACCUCGUCUUCGUCAAAGGUUUCCAAUGUCUUUGAUCUUUGGAGGCGAUGGAAGUUACAUGGCUCCAUUUUCACUUCAUAGUGACAGUGUGCUCACUAGUCUUAUGAGCCAGGCUGUUCCCUCAUGGAUAUGGCACCGUCUUGUUGCUGGGUUGAAUGCACAGCUGCGUUUGGUUCGCUGUGGAAACUUGAAAGUAACGUUUCUUCCUGUCAUUGAUUGGCUUGAAACUCACGCGAAUCCCUCUUUAGCUGUGAAUGGUAUCCGCGUUGAUCUUGCGUGGUUCCAAGCUACAGCAUUAGGGUACUGCCAACUUGGUCUUGUUGUUUAUGCUGUUGACGGAGAACCAGUGGUUGCUGAACAUGAUGGAAGCCCUAGAAUAAAACUAGAGCAACGCUCACUAACACAAAACAUGCUCACUGAUAUCCAACUAGGGCAGGCAAGGGUUAAGGAUGCUCUAAUGCGCAAAAGGAUUACUGGUGGAGUUCUUGAUAGUAAUAGCUUAAGGACCCUGAGAGACAGGAGAGAUUUGUUUUAUCCAUUUUCUCUUAUCUUGCACAAUACAAAACCAGUCGGGCAUCAGGAUCUUGUUGGUUUAGUAAUCUCAAUACUGCUUCUCGCAGAUUUCAGCUUAGUUUUGCUUACUUUUCUCCAGCUAUAUUCAUACUCUAUGGUCGACGUACUCUUGGUUUUGUUUAUUCUACCUCUUGGGAUUUUGUCACCUUUUCCUGCUGGUAUAAAUGCUCUUUUUAGUCAUGGGCCGAGGCGGUCAGCAGGCCUUGCUCGUGUAUAUGCAUUGUGGAACAUAACUUCGCUGGUCAAUGUUGUUGUGGCUUUCAUGUGUGGUUUCGUACAUUAUAAGUCAUCAACCAAAAGACACCCGAGCGUGCAGCCAUGGAACCUGGGAACGGAUGAAAGUGGUUGGUGGCUCUUCCCAACCGGACUCAUGUUGUUGAAAUGCAUCCAAGCAAGGCUUGUUGAUUGGCAUGUUGCUAAUUUAGAGAUCCAAGACCGCGCGGUAUAUAGCAAUGACCCAAACAUCUUUUGGCAGUCAUGACACCUGGUGUAACUGGAAAGCUUUUUACAACUCGAUUUUUUGGGAGUUGAUAAAAGGACGAGUGCGAGCAGCAAGGCCUUUCUUUAUUGACCAGGCCAAAGAAGCAACUACAGUUAUAAUAGAUGCAUAUUUCAGCGUCCUUCGAUGAUCAUGUGCAGUUGCAACCGGUGUUCUGUUGUAUAUAUAAGAGGUGUACUUGAUCCAUUCUUUGUAGGAUUUAGACACCAUAGGGUUAUAAACAAUGCCAAAGCUAACCUAAGAGACACAUUGGGGGGAUGUCGGUUUUGGUUGUUGCUGUUCUCUUACUAUCAUGCCCUGGCCCUUAUGUUGUUGAGCUGGGCAGAGGGGCAAAACAAGUCAUCGGAGGAUGCAAAAACCUUCUGUUGUAUCUGUUGUUUCUGAUGGGCAACAUAAGAAUUAACAUGCUCCAUGGUUUUAACUGACA